CGAAACAAAAAAACCGAUGUAAAGACCUAGGGUUUUGACGCUGCUCAGUAUAAAUACUCGCGUUGCACAAUUAGAGCCGAAACCUCUACUGUUCGCCGUUGUUGGUCUUUUUCACUUGCAAACCCUAGCAGCCUUUCGUUCGGCAGAAGAGGAAGAAUGGGGCACUCCAACAUCUGGAAUUCUCAUCCCAAAACCUACGGCCCUGGCUCCCGCACUUGCCGUGUUUGUGGGAACCCCCAUGGUAUAAUUCGAAAGUAUGGGCUCAUGUGUUGCAGACAAUGCUUUCGCAGCAAUGCUAAGGAAAUAGGCUUCAUCAAGUAUCGCUAAGCAGUCAAGCCAAGUUUUGUACUAGAGGAAGAUUUCUCUUAAUGGGAUGCAUUUAGUUAUUUCAGAUUUACCUUUUUAAAUCAUCUCCUGCCUUUGUUCUGAAAAUGGAUGUAUUGAGGAUGAUUAUUCCAAGUUUAUAAUUGAACUUGAAGUGAUGUUUGAACAGACAAAUUAAUAUUUGCUUAUUUCAUAGUUUUGACCAUUGCUUCUUUGCA
Olea europaea var. sylvestris is the source of this 542-nucleotide messenger RNA. RefSeq names its product 40S ribosomal protein S29. The record is from RefSeq and is a predicted model, not a curated record. Lineage: Eukaryota; Viridiplantae; Streptophyta; Magnoliopsida; Lamiales; Oleaceae. Gene Ontology annotation, biological process: translation. Gene Ontology annotation, molecular function: zinc ion binding; structural constituent of ribosome. The transcript has 3 exons. Bases 157 to 327 code for a protein of 56 amino acids. Gene Ontology annotation, cellular component: ribosome; cytosolic small ribosomal subunit.